ACACAGUCUCAUCUAUAAUUCCGAACAACUAAAGGAUGGCGCAUUUUCCCUUCGCCUCACUUACUCGAGUUGUUUUGCUGUUGGUUUUCAUCUGCUUGACGACGAGUUCAACUGGCGCUGCCUUUUCCAUAGAAAAAGAAUUCCUACAACUGAAGGAAAAUUAUAUUCAAAUGAAACAACUCUUUGAAUCAACAGCGAUUGAACUGCAGGCCAAAGUGACACAACUGGAGGCGCAAGGCGAACUAAAUAAUGAACAAAGACAAGAUUUGACAUUGAAAGUAAAACAAGUAGAGGCAAAGAAUGUCCAAUUGGAAGUCAAAAUAGGAAAACUGGAGGCCAAAGUUGAACAACAAGAUUCGCUUUUAACUUCCCUUUUACGAGAGAAAAAUGAACGCAGAGCAGCAGCAACCGACUCUGUUCCAAUCAUCAAUAAUCAAUCGGCUGUUUCCAUCAACGGACUCCCAUCUUCAUGCGCGGAUCUAAGAGAGAUUGGGCACAACCUGAACGGAAUUUAUUCCGUCAUGGGAUCGGCGAAAAUGGAAUCCGUUUACUGCGAUUUCACUUUACCAACUGACGAUGCGGAUUUUCAGAAAUGGAUCGGAUACGCCGAGGUCAAAUCGGCGCCCGUCUAUUUCUAUGUCCAGAGAAAUUAUAAAUUUUCCGCACAAUCAACUCCGAUCCCGUUCGAUUUGGCGCGGGUGAACGAGGGAAACGCCAUGGAUUUGACAUCGGGAAUAUUCACGGCACCGCGACCGGGAAUUUAUUUUUUCUCUUUCGCGGGAGUGGCGAGUCUUGCAUCUUCAUCGUUGAGUGUUGAUCUUGUUUUUAACAGGAUUCCAAUCGGGGAGAGUGUUGUUACAGAGUUUAACGGCCCCGUUGAUCAAGAGAGUCCGUUGACCGUCCAGUCGACGCUAAACUUGAAAACGGGCGAUCAAGUCUGGGUGGAGAUUUCUUUUUCUGGUUCAGACUCGUAUUUGUCUGACUACACUCCAAUUCACCGGACCCAUUUCACGGGUUUCAUGUUGGAGGAGGAAAUCGCCGCGUCACUUUGAGGUUUCCGGUUCAACAACCAAAAUUCGCAAAAUGAACGUCGACACGAAAUUUUGGGGAAGGGAAUUUUAAGGGGAAAGGGAAGAUAAUUCAAUCGAUUUCAAUUCAUUAAGGGAUGAGUUUCUUUACGAAAAUUUGAACUGUGGAUGUCAUUACACUUACUAAAUACACA
Daphnia pulicaria is the source of this 1222-nucleotide messenger RNA. RefSeq lists its product as uncharacterized. The record is from RefSeq and is a predicted model, not a curated record. Bases 36 to 1052 code for a protein of 338 amino acids. Gene Ontology annotation, molecular function: protein binding. Lineage: Eukaryota; Metazoa; Arthropoda; Branchiopoda; Diplostraca; Daphniidae. The transcript is spliced from 4 exons.